Messenger RNA from Xenopus laevis (African clawed frog), 2478 nucleotides. RefSeq names its product dual specificity phosphatase 6 L homeolog (gene dusp6.L). Gene Ontology annotation, molecular function: protein tyrosine phosphatase activity; phosphoprotein phosphatase activity; protein serine/threonine phosphatase activity. Gene Ontology annotation, biological process: regulation of heart growth; positive regulation of apoptotic process; negative regulation of MAPK cascade. The record is from RefSeq and is marked provisional. NCBI's taxonomy places the organism in Eukaryota, Metazoa, Chordata, Amphibia, Anura, Pipidae. Gene Ontology annotation, cellular component: cytosol; cytoplasm.
AAUUGGGGACAAGGAAGGCGCCGCUUUGCAGUUCCAUUGACAAGAGAGCCCAGGCUGCCGCUGCUUCAGUGUCACAUGCCUGUGUAGUCGGGCCCCUGCGGACAGCUCUCAGUUGGCCCGGCCUCGCCCCCCGUGCUCUCCUCAAUGCUAGAGAAGUUGAGACCCGCUGCGCCCUUGGACAUGGCGCUCGGUAAAUCGGUGUCGUGGCUGAACGAGCAGCUGGACGUGGCCAACGAGCGGCUUCUUCUGAUGGACUGCAGGGCGCACGAGCUGUACGAGUCGUCUCACAUCGAGGCGGCCAUGAACGUGGCCAUCCCGGGCAUCAUGCUGCGCCGCCUCAAGAAGGGAAACCUGCCCAUCCGGUCGCUCUUUGCCUGUGGGGAGGACCGGGACAAGUUCGCCCGCCGAUGCGGCACCGACACGGUUGUACUGUACGACGAGAACAGCUGCGACUGGAACGAGAACACGGCCGGCGAGUCGGUGCUGGGGCUGCUCAUGAAGCGGCUGAAGGACGAGGGCUGCAGGGCUUUCUACCUGGAAGGUGGAUUCAACAAGUUCCAAUCUGAGUAUCCUAUACAUUGUGAAACCAAUCUGGAUAGUUCCUGUAGCAGUAGCUCUCCACCCGUCCUUGGUUUGGGAGGCCUCCGGAUCAGUUCUGACUCUUCGUCAGAUAUUGAAUCUGACAUUGACAGGGAUCCCAGCAGUGCAACAGAUUCAGACGGUAGUCCUCUAUCCAACCCUCAGCCAUCAUUUCCCGUUGAGAUCUUACCCUACCUUUACCUCGGUUGUGCUAAGGAUUCUACUAACCUGGAUGUUUUGGAAGAGUUUGGCAUUAAGUACAUACUGAACGUGACACCAAACUUGCCUAAUCUUUUUGAAAACGCUGGGGAAUUUAGAUACAAGCAGAUUCCCAUUUCGGACCAUUGGAGCCAAAACCUGUCUCAGUUUUUUCCAGAAGCCAUCUCGUUUAUAGAUGAAGCCCGGGGUAAAAGCUGUGGAGUAUUGGUGCAUUGCUUGGCCGGCAUCAGCCGAUCGGUUACAGUCACUGUAGCUUAUUUGAUGCAGAAGCUGAACCUCUCCAUGAAUGAUGCCUACGAUAUUGUCAAGAUGAAGAAAUCCAACAUCUCUCCUAACUUUAACUUCAUGGGUCAGUUGCUGGAUUUUGAAAGGACAUUGGGGCUUAGCAGUCCAUGUGACAAUCGAGUCCCAGCUCAGCAGUUAUAUUUUACAAAUCCAGCCAACCAAAAUGUAUAUCAAGUUGAUUCUAUGCAGUCCACGUGAAACUGAACUGGCAAUCGUUUGUGGUAAAGAUCAUUCCUCUACAGAAAUCUUUCUCUUUAAAUCUGUCAAAAAGUGUAUUGACAGAUGUGAUUGAUUGGUUCAAGGAGGUCGUUGUUGAGGCGUAAAAAUAAAACCGUUUAUUAAAGUUACAGUUGCACUUGCAAUGGAAGAAAGCUGAUAAGUUUAUGUCUUCAGUUCACUCGGAGAUAAGCCUUAGAUGCCUUGAAAUGAUUUGGCAAAGCUAAUAUGACACUGCCUUUGUAAUGCAGUGGUUUUAGUUCCAAACGAGAGACAGCACAGCUGGACCCAAUAUAAGAUAUUAAUCCUGAAAUGUUUGGAAAGGAGAGGGUGCAGAUCAUUUGUCUUCUGUGAAGACUGGUUCUCCUGAUGUUUAAAGGAGCCAAAGAAUUAUGAGUAAACUUCUGAUGCAUUUGAAGUUUUUUUUUUUUGUUUUUUUUUUGGGGGGGGGGUUGGGCUUUACCUUUUUACAGUUACUGUAAAUAUUAACUUCUCUUACAUAGCACUGUCAUUUCACUUCAUUUACUUUUUUUUGACCUUUAAAAUACGAAGGUGUUUUUUUUUUUUUCUUCUUCUCUUACCCCACACCUCCCUGACAACCUUUAAUAGCAACUGUAGCAUAGCAAUUUAUGAAUUGGGGAUAGGAGGGUUUUUGUACUUUGCAUAAAAGUACUGAUGUAAUUUUGAUUCACAUUAAUGUAUAGCAGGGAUAUUCAACCUUAACUGGCCCAGCUGUGGCAUAGCAUACUACUCCACUGAGUAAGUUGCGGAGUGCUGGGAGGUGUAGUUCUGCAGAAUCUGAAGCACCAGAGGUUGACUAUCCCUGAUGUAUAGUUUUGUUGCCUGAGCUGCUUGUAAGCCCCUUUCUAUUAGUGGUUACUUGUUUUUAACAUAUUAAUUGCUCUGAAAAUUGUUAAUGUGAAUUACUUCUGUCCUUUUUGUUUAGGGAGUUUCACCUAAAAUUCUAUGUUAUGUUUUUUUGUUAUUUUUCCUACAAUAUAAACUGGAAGUAUGUAUGUACCAGUGUCUUGCAAAGCUUUGAUUGCACAUUGAUUGCCAAUAAGGGAGAUAUGUUAACACUCCCGAUUGUCCAAGGAGUAAAGUUUUAUGAUAAAAUUUAUUAUAGACUUGUAAAUCUUUAAAUUAUUAAUAAAUUCCUAUUUUGGUUAUUGAAUAGUG